AUGGCAACCGACAGAGCCAGAGAGCUGGACCGCCUAUAUCAGAUGCGAAACCCAGGCCCGCGCCGGGGGCAUGCGCCGCAGAUAUCCAUCAGCGAUGACAGCCACCACGUCACCGAGGCCAUAGGCGACAUGUACGGCGGCGACAGCGACACCGACGCCCCCAACCGCCGCAGCCUGCGACCCCUAAGCUUCGUCCCCAGCCCCAACGGCGACUCGAUCCAGUCCUUUGGCGCCUUCGAGGCCUUCGACCCCUUCCCCAACGCGCCCCCCGCGAGGUCCCCGCUGCGUCCCCAGAUGUCCUUCGAGAAGCCCCAAACGCCCACGAGCCCCAAUGGCACCGCCAACAUGGCCCAGAAGCGGGCCUCGGUCGCCCGGCACCCGUCGAACGGCGGCCAGAUGUCCCCUCCGCUGUCCCGCUCGAACUCGAACACGGCGUCGCACCAGUUCCCGCUGAACAACCUCGACUACGAGAACAGCCCGGCGGGCCUCGCCCAGGAGCUGAGCAACCUGCAGGCGAUACGGAGGAUGUCCAUGGGCGUUAACAAUGCCGAUCCCGAUCUGCCUUCGUUCCAGUCCGCAAACUCACCGCCCUCCCCACCGGCCAUGUCGGAGGAGGACGAGUCGAAACUCUUCUGGGUACCCGCACGCCUGCAUCCCGAACUGGCGCCCAUGGAGUUCAAGACGUUCAUCGAAGACAAGAUCGACAGGACGAGACGACGCUCCGGAGACUCAGACUCGCUAUCUCCGGAUGGCGCCAUGGGGCGUCAGGGCUCGGGUGGAGGGCUGCGGCGGAAGAAGUCCAUGCUGUCCAGGCAGAUUGAUACGGGUUCUGGCUACAAGGACGGCGCCGAGAGGCUGGAGAGGAAGCGAUCCGGCGCGCAGCCCAACGGGGGCUUGUCGAACCUCCAGGAGCUCGAGCACAUACAGGAGGACCCGGUGGCCUUGAUAAGACGGAUGAGCAUCGAUCAAAAGGGCAUGGCUGGGGAAGGGGAAGAGGGCGCUGACGGGAUGCCCAUUGUGCCGGGUAGCAAGAUGCGUGGUCUGGGCACGCUCAAGAGAUCAACACACACUACGUACAGACGAGGCAGUCUGCGGAAAGGCGGCCCGCCCCUCUCGCGGCGACUCGUCUCUGGUCGACAAGGAGACACAGACACGGAAGACUCCCCGUCCACCUCGCCCGUCCACUCUACCGAGAGCAUACCCGAAGUCCCUCCUCUCCCAGGUCUCAACCGCGUUCAGUCGGAACCCGUUAACUCGGCGUUUGAAGGAUCGUCCAACAACUUCUCGCGGCCUGGGGCGAAGCGGGCAUCUCCCAGCUAUGGCGGCGAGAGACCAGGUUCAUCUGAAGAAUACCCCAGGUCAGCUUCUACUGAGCCGAUAUCCCAACAGGAGCGAAGUUCGCCGCAGCCCAGGCAGUUCCACUCGAGAAUCGCCUCCAACGGCCGCACGACUGCACCUUUGCCAGGCUACACACCUCCGCCGCAGCAGGUACCCCAGAUCAUCGAGACACCACCGCCACAAGAACAGAACCGCACACCUCAGUUUCAGCUACCCGAACGUCACUCCUCCCGCCAACCUCCGCCUCAAGCCCAGCAACAACCUGCAGGCCCUCGCCAUUAUCCUCAGCCCCAGCAGCAACCCCCACAGCAACAGCGCCAGCCCCAGUCGUCGAGUCGACCGAACCGUCAUGCACAAGCUGCUCAGUCGUCUCCGAUCAAGCCCGCGCAAUCCUUCGAUGAUCUAGUAGCGCAUCCUUCGGCGAUGCCCGGCCAGAACAACAGGGUCGAUUCGUUAUCCAUAAUCCCGAACGCACCAGAAGAGAAGAAGCUCGAACCGAAGGCCAAAGAUAAGAAAGACAAGGAUGGCUCUGAGGGCGGCCAAAGGAAGACGAGCUGGGGCUGGUUUGGCGGUGAUAAGGAGAAGGAAAAAGACAAGAAGUCAAAAGACAAAGACUCCGAAAAAGAAGCCCCGAAGAAGGUCAAGAACAAGCUCAGCAAGUCCCAGGAGAAGGAGAAGGACAAGGGUCAUGACGACACGAGACUGGACCUCUUGCAGACAUCGAUACAGGGCGGCGGUCGUGGUCGAGAGAGCGUAGUGCUGGAUCGCGAAAGCGUCAAGCUGGAAGAAGAGCGAAAGAAGGAGAGCGCCAGAAAAACAUCCAGCGAAGGCAAGAAAGAGAAGGAGCCUGGACUACUGUCCUCCAUCUUCGGAGGAGGAAAGAAGAAGGGCGAGAAAGAGUCGUCUCACAAGAAGAACGCCUCACGUGGAUUAUCGCCCGAGCCCCCGCCACGCAUCUUAAAGCCCGACAUCGACUACAACUGGACCCGAUUCUCGAUCCUGGAAGAACGCGCGAUUUACCGCAUGGCCCACAUUAAGCUUGCGAACCCCCGCCGCGAGCUCUACUCCCAAGUCUUACUAUCCAACUUCAUGUACUCGUACCUCGCCAAGGUCCAGCAAAUGCACCCGCAGAUUUCCAUCGGCAACUCCAAGCAAGCAAAGCAAGCUCAACAGGCUCAGCAACAGCAACAAGCUGCGCAGCAGAAGAAGGAGCAGCAACAACAGCAGCAACAUCAGCAGCAGGCCGCUCAGCAAUCUCAGCAGCAGGUACAGCAGCAGCAACCGCAGCAACAACAGCAACAGUCGCAGCCUGAGGAGUUUGCCCAGUAUCAGCGGUACCAGCAGCAGCAACAACAGCACGAACAGCAAUCCUCCGAAAAAUCCUCACAAGAAUGGCCCUCUGUACACCAACAACAAGCCAACGGCGGCCUCUCACAACAAAACGGUCAACACCAACACCAGCAACAUCAACAACAGCAACAACAACAUGCAAGAGGCGGAUCUCAGCAGGGUAACGUCGAAGUGGAGCUGUUUACCCAUCUUAAGGUUCAAAUGGUGAAGAUAAAGUACGUCAAGCCCAGAAAAAGCCAGGAGAAUAAAGUCGCAGCACCAGCCGUACCAGACUCGGAAUCAGACACAAGCGAAAUGUCAGACGCGCUCUCGAACGUAGACCCAGAGUUGAACGACGAUGUUUGGGAUUUCGAUGAUGAGGAUGAAGCAGAAAAGCAGGGGAAUGAGGACGUAGUUGGAGGGGGAGACAAUGUUGAAGAGGUACCGGAGCAAGUCGUCGACGAAAUGGACAUUGACCGAGACGGCGACGAGGAUGAAAAAGAAGAGACCGAAGAAGAACUACUCGACCAGAUCAAGACGAACUGGGGUAGUACCAGUCUACGAAGUAUCAUGGAGCUGGGGCUCGUCAACGACAAGAAGAAACAGCUCAAGGACACGUGGCUCUCCGGUGAAACCGACCUCGCAGACGAAGAGUGGGAUAUGAUUACUCUACGCCUUUUCCGAGACCUAUCGCGACUAACACGGAAUAACUUCGACAAAGCCAGGUCAAUACUGGGCGAGUGGCUCCGUUACCGGAAGCAUGAUAAGGACGGAAAAAGAACGGGAUCAAAGAGGGUCAUAAAAGAACUCAAAUUGCGCAACGAUCUGAGGGGAAUCAUCUAUGAGUUGCAGACGACGAAAGAGAAAGCACGAAAAACGAAGGAUAAAGAGCAGGGUAUACCCAAGAGGAAGAAGGCAAAGACUGAUGAUGACUCCUCCGACGUGGAGAUCAAUGACGGCUUGUAUCUUCCGGAAGUAGAGCCACCUCUCGAGAAGAAGGGGAAGAAGGCAUCCGAGAAAAAGGACAGCAGCAAGACACCAGGCGGUAAAAGUGUGAAACCUUCGCGACCACGACGAGACAGCGAAGAUGACUCUGACUCAAGCCCCAGUGAGGUACCUCCGAAAAACCCCCGCAAGGAGAAGAACGCAGAAGCCGGUGUGAAAGUGAAGAAGAAGCCAGCUCAACCGAAGAAGAAUGCACAGGCAAAAGCAAAGGCUGCUGAGGCAGAAGACGCUGAGAGCGGAAGUCCUGCGAUCGAGCCUCCUGCGGUCGUCACAAUACAAAACGAAGAGGAGAGAGACGCCGCACUCGAAUACAUCUACACCACCUGGCGAACCACCUCGCUUUUGCAUGUCCUGCCAGAUGCUCUGCGCCCAGUAGAAGCGACCAAAGAUCAAGACCUGGCUUAUGAGAUCAUCGCGGCUCUGCGCAAUCUCUCCAAUGUUAUACGUACGCCAGAUGAACUUGCUGCCUUCAGACGAGACCUGGAAGAGCAGGUGACGGGAGAUACACCUGUCACUAGCGAAGAUAUCGUGGCCCACAUUGCGAGAGUUGGCGAGCCUUACUACCAUGCUGCUCGAGCAGCUCGCGAGAAUGCACGACACCCGGUAGUUCGGAGCGCUGCUGGCGAGCCACAGACAGAGGGACCAACUACACGCAGGUCGCCGCGUAACCACGAUGCUUCCGCAAUCCCUCCAGCGGGUGAUCAGCAAGCUGCUGCUGCUCCAGCCUUAGAUUUAUUAGCAGCAGCGGCGGCUGGCAGACUUAGAGAAAUUGUGACAACACCGCAGCCUCCACGACUGGGAGACGCCUCUGUUACCACCAGAGCACCCCAGGUUGCACCAGGAGCAUCAGCGGCUACCCAAGACCAAAAUGUGGCUAGAUCCAAUGACGGGAACGAAGGUACAGCUCAACAGUUUGAGCAGCGCACCACGCAAGAGGAAGCGGGUUCCAGGGACGCGACUGGUAAGUCAUCAACCGCGAACAACACGCAAGGCCACGUUCAACCACCGCAACCUUCACCACGGCCUGUUGACCAACAGCCUUCGCGCUCCACUGCAACUAUACGAGACAACGACAUAACAUUCAGAUUAGUCUCAGCUCUAAGCAGAGUGCGCAACUCCGAGGCGGACGUUAGAGUAGCGCAGAUCCAGCGUGAUAUUGCUGCUCUCCAAGGACAAUCCGCAUAUGCUCAAGCAAAUGCCUCUCUUGAAGUCGCGUUAAAGGAACGACAACGUGCAGAAGCGGAGAUGGAGGCGAAUAGCUUCCAGGGAAAUAGAGAGGGGAUGCAGGGGCGAGAGGAGGUUGCGAGGCAGCGUGAGCAGGAGCUCGUGCAGAUACGUCGGGGAGAUGACGGAGAUGCGGUGGAAGAGGAGGAAGAGGAGGAUUCAAGGCGAGCAACGAAGAGGCGAAGGAGUGCUUAG
This is a messenger RNA of Alternaria triticimaculans, 5091 nucleotides long. RefSeq lists its product as uncharacterized. The transcript has 4 exons. Gene Ontology annotation, cellular component: cytoplasm; cell septum. Bases 1 to 5091 code for a protein of 1696 amino acids. Lineage: Eukaryota; Fungi; Ascomycota; Dothideomycetes; Pleosporales; Pleosporaceae. The record is from RefSeq and is a predicted model, not a curated record. Gene Ontology annotation, biological process: establishment of cell polarity; positive regulation of G2/M transition of mitotic cell cycle.